AUGCUGCGCCAGUUAUUCGUCGCGGUCCUGUGCGUCUCCACCGCUGCCUCUUUCGUCGAGGUCCCUUCUUUCCCGUCCGCGCCCGACGAGGCGGAGCGCUGCCACUGCGAUGCCGGCUGCGCGGAGCGCGGCGACUGCUGCGACGCCGCCGUCACGCUGUGCUUCGACGCUCGCCGGCUCGACGUCGCUGCCAACAACUCGACCGCGCCGGCGGACGCUCCCAGCAGCUCGCCCAUGGACAGCAAUGCGAGCCAGCCCGAGCUCGCCGCGCCGCCGCAAAAGCCGCACGCGGAGCAUGAGCACGAGGCGGCCGCGGGGAACGGGAGCAAGCACGAUCAGCACGCUGCGGUGGCGGCCCGCAAGCCGCACGCGCACGACGAGCGCGAGGCCGAGAAGGAUGGCAAGGGUGGCGACAAGGGCGCUGAGAAGGCCGACAAGGCCGACAAGGGGCGGGAGGCCAAGGCCGACAAGGCCAAGGGCGCCAAGGAGAAGAAGGAGAGGAGCAAGCCGGCGGCGGCGGAGAGCUCGGACAGGGGGAAGGGGAAGGGGAAGGCCGAGCCGGCGAGCAGAGAAGGCAGAAAGGGCAAGGACCGGAGCCUGCUCCUCCUCGGCUGCACGCUGCUCUUCCUCGUCCCGAUCAGCGUCUCGCUCGCGAUGGUGAUGCGCGCGCGCGGCUGCUGCGGGACGCGCUUCUCGAGGCUCGCACGCGACGAGCCGAACGGCAGCGCUGGGCCGAGCCGGCUGACGCCCGUCACCGAGGAGCAGGCGCUCGAGAUGAUCGAGGCGCCGCGGUGA
Molecule: messenger RNA, 795 nt
Organism: Emiliania huxleyi CCMP1516
Lineage: Eukaryota; Haptophyta; Isochrysidales; Noelaerhabdaceae
Exons: 1
Coding region: 1-795 (264 amino acids)
Source: RefSeq, a predicted model, not a curated record